CAGACGGAGAACCGGUCAGAGUUUCCACGCGCAGACGCUCUCGAGAGACGUCGGGAUUUAUUUAUUAAUCAACACGGAUAUUUAGUCUAACUCUUUUGCACUUUCUGGAGAUUUACAGAAGACUUCUGGGGAUCUAUGAGAGCUUCAGGAAGGAUUUGAAAGAAGUUGUAACGCCGAGGCGGAGUUAUGAACCGUUUCUUGGUGAAAUUAACGCUACUGACGGCAGCUUCGUUCGCGACGGCGGCACAAGGGCAAAGAUGCUCAGAAUACUGUCAGAAUGGAGGAAUAUGUGAGCUCAAGCCGAGCGGAGAAGCAUCAUGCAGGUGUCCCGCAGACUUCGUCGGCCCCCAGUGUCAGUUGCUGAACCCCUGCAGCCCGUCGCAGUGUCGUAACGGAGGCGUGUGUCGCACACGGAUGAAGGGCAAUGACGUGGAGCCGGUCUGCGACUGCGUGUUGGGAUACAGCGGCCCGCUCUGUCUGACGCCCGUCAAUCACGCCUGCAUGGGCUCCCCAUGCCGAAACGGCGGGACAUGCUCUCUGCUCACGCUCGAGACCUUUACCUGCCGCUGCCCACCUGGAUGGUCAGGUAAAACAUGCCAACAAGCCGACCCAUGUGCGUCGAACCCCUGUGCCAACGGCGGACAGUGUUCAGCGUUCGAGUCGCACUACAUCUGCACCUGCCCUCCUAACUUCCACGGACAGACGUGCCGUCAGGACGUGAACGAGUGCGCCCUCUCGCCCUCCCCCUGCUGGAACGGAGGCACCUGUAUAAACGAGGUGGGAUUGUACCUGUGCCACUGCCCACCUGAGUAUGCCGGCACACACUGCGAGCGCCUCUACCACCCCUGCCACCCCUCGCCCUGCAGGAACGGAGGCACCUGCUUACAGACCAGCGACACCACCUAUGCCUGCACUUGUCUGUCAGGGUUCACGGGUCAGACGUGUGAGCAUAACGUUGACGACUGCACCCAGCAUGCCUGUGAGAAUGGAGGCAGGUGUAUCGACGGCAUAAACACCUACAACUGCCACUGCGACAAACACUGGACCGGUCAGUACUGUACGGAGGACGUGGACGAGUGCGAGCUCUCUCCUAACGCUUGUCAGAACGGAGGGACGUGUCACAACACCAUCGGCGGCUUUCACUGCGUGUGUGUGAACGGCUGGACGGGCGACGACUGCAGCGAGAACAUCGACGACUGCGCCAGCGCCGCCUGCUCACAGGGUGCCACCUGCCAUGACAGAGUCGCGUCUUUCUUCUGCGAGUGUCCACAUGGUCGCACAGGUCUUCUGUGUCAUCUUGACGAUGCCUGCAUCAGUAAUCCAUGUCAGAAGGGCUCAAACUGCGACACGAACCCGGUGAGUGGAAAAGCCAUCUGCACCUGUCCGCCCGGGUACACGGGAUCCGCCUGCAACCAAGACAUCGAUGAGUGCUCGCUCGGUGCGAACCCAUGUGAGCAUGGCGGACGGUGUCUCAACACUAAAGGCUCGUUCCAGUGCAAGUGUCUUCAAGGUUAUGAAGGUCCACGCUGUGAAAUGGACGUCAACGAGUGCAAGUCGAACCCCUGCCAGAACGACGCCACCUGCCUCGACCAGAUCGGUGGAUUCCACUGCAUCUGCAUGCCAGGUUACGAGGGUGUGUUUUGUCAAAUAAACACAGACGACUGUGCAUCGCAACCUUGCCUCAACAAUGGAAAAUGCAUCGACAAGAUCAACUCAUUCCACUGCGAAUGUCCCAAAGGGUUCUCUGGGAAUCUGUGUCAGGUGGAUGUGGACGAGUGUGCCAGCACACCGUGUAAAAAUGGUGCUAAAUGCACAGACGGACCCAACAAAUACACCUGCGAAUGCACUUCAGGAUUUGCUGGCGCUCACUGUGAGCUGGACAUCAAUGAGUGCGUGUCGAGCCCUUGUCAUUACGGCGUGUGUCGGGACGGCGUGGCUGCUUUCACCUGUGAUUGUCACCCCGGAUACACGGGCCGCCUGUGCGAGACCAAUAUAAACGAGUGCUUGAGCCAACCCUGCCGAAACGGAGGCACCUGCCAGGACAGAGAGAACGCCUACACCUGUACCUGUCCUAAAGGAACCACAGGAAUGAACUGUGAGAUAAACAUUGACGACUGCAAGAGUAAACCGUGCGACUAUGGAAAGUGCAUCGACAAGAUCAACGGCUACGAGUGUGUGUGUGAACCCGGAUACACAGGCUCAAUGUGUAACAUCAACAUUGACGACUGCGCGUUAAACCCAUGUCACAACGGCGGCACCUGCAUCGACGGCGUCAGCAGCUUCACCUGCCUCUGUCCCGAGGGUUUCCGUGACGCCACCUGCCUCUCCAAACACAACGAGUGCUCCAGCAACCCCUGUAUCCACGGCAACUGCCUGGACCAGAUCAACAGCUACAGAUGCAUGUGUGAGGCCGGCUGGAUGGGACGCAACUGCGACAUCAACAUCAACGAGUGUCUGUCCAACCCGUGCGUGAACAGAGGCACCUGUAAGGACAUGACCAGCGGCUACAUGUGCACCUGCAGAGCCGGCUUCAGCGGUCCCAACUGCCAGACAAAUAUUAACGAGUGUGCGUCCAACCCCUGCCUAAACCAGGGCACCUGCAUCGACGACGUGGCCGGAUUCAAGUGCAACUGUAUGCUGCCUUACUCAGGCGAGGUGUGUGAGAGCGUUUUGGCUCCCUGUGCUCUGCGUCCUUGUAAGAACGGAGGUGUCUGUCGCGAGUCUGAGGAUUUUCAGAGCUUCUCUUGUGCUUGUCCUGCUGGAUGGCAAGGUCAGACGUGUGAGGUGGAUAUUAACGAGUGUGUGAGGAAUCCUUGCACUAACGGAGGAGUGUGUGAGAACCUGCGUGGAGGAUAUAAGUGCCGCUGCAACCCCGGAUUCAGCGGAGAUCUGUGCCAGAACGACAUUGACGAUUGCGCGCCAAAUCCGUGCAGUAACGGCGGUAUGUGUCAGGACCGUGUGAACGCCUUUGUGUGUGUGUGUUUGGCUGGUUUCCGUGGUGAGCGCUGUGCAGAGGACAUCGACGAGUGUGUGAGCGCCCCCUGCCGAAACAGAGGGAACUGCACCGACUGCGUCAACAGCUACACCUGCAGCUGUUCUGUAGGAUUCAGCGGCAUCAACUGUGAGAUCAACACACCCGACUGCACUGAGAGCUCUUGUUUUAAUGGCGGAACAUGUGUGGACGGCAUAAACUCUUUCUCAUGCGCGUGUUUGCCGGGAUUCACUGGGAAUUACUGCCAGCAUGACGUUAACGAGUGCGACUCACGGCCGUGUCAAAACGGAGGCACCUGUCAGGAUGGAUACGGCACCUACAAAUGCACCUGUCCUCACGGAUACACCGGACUCAACUGCCAGAGUCUGGUGCGCUGGUGUGACUCUUCCCCCUGUAAGAACGGUGGCUCAUGUUGGCAGCAGGGGGCUUCUUUCACCUGCCAGUGUGCCAGCGGCUGGGCCGGCAUCUACUGUGGCGUCCCCAGAGUGUCUGCGGCUGUUCUGUGCCAUAACACGGGUCAGUGUGUUGAUGUGGGUAACACACACCUGUGCAGGUGCCAGGCCGGAUACACAGGCAGCUACUGUCAGGAGCAGGUGGACGAGUGCAUGCCGAACCCCUGCCAGAACGGAGCCACCUGCACCGAUUACCUGGGAGGAUACAGCUGUGAGUGCGUUCCUGGAUAUCACGGAGUCAACUGUAGUAAGGAGAUAAACGAGUGUCUGUCUCAACCCUGUCAGAACGGAGGAACCUGCAUCGACCUCAUCAACACGUACAAAUGCUCCUGUCCGCGGGGAACACAAGGUGUUCACUGUGAGAUUGAUGUCGAUGACUGUUCUCCGGCCGUGGAUCUGUUAACCGGUGAGCCGCACUGUUUUAACGGCGGCCGCUGUGUUGACCGCGUUGGAGGUUACGGCUGCGUGUGUCCGGCUGGGUUUGUGGGCGAGCGCUGCGAGGGCGAUGUCAAUGAGUGCCUGUCUGACCCCUGUGACCCCAACGGAUCCUACAACUGCGUACAGCUUAUCAACGACUUCCGCUGCGAAUGCCGUACAGGAUACACCGGCAAGCGCUGUGAAACUGUGUUCAACGGUUGCAAGGACACACCAUGCAAAAAUGGAGGAACAUGUGCUGUAGCGAGCAACACCAAACACGGAUACAUCUGCAAGUGUCAGCCGGGUUACUCUGGCUCCUCCUGCGAAUAUGACGCCCAGUCCUGCGGCUCCCUGCGCUGUCGUAACGGUGCUACCUGUGUCUCAGGACACCUGAGUCCCCGCUGUCUCUGCCUGCCGGGCUUCAGCGGACACGAGUGCCAAACACGCAUGGACUCGCCCUGCCUCAACAACCCCUGCUAUAACGGCGGCACCUGCCAACCCAUCAACGACGCCCCGUUCUUCCGCUGCUCCUGUCCAGCCAACUUCAACGGACUCCUCUGCCACAUCCUUGACUACUCCUUCAAAGGAGGGCAGGGCCGAGACAUCGCCCCGCCGGAGGUGGAGAUCCGAUGUGAAAUCGCUCAGUGCGAAGGCAGGGGCGGAAACGCCAUCUGUGAUACCCAGUGUAAUAGUCACGAGUGCGGAUGGGACGGCGGCGACUGCUCUCUGAAUUUCGAUGACCCGUGGCAGAACUGUAGCACCGCCCUUCAGUGCUGGAGGUACUUCAACGACGGCAAAUGUGACGAGCAGUGCGCCAACGCUGGCUGCCUGUAUGAUGGCUUCGACUGCCAAAGACUGGAGGGGCAGUGCAAUCCGCUGUACGAUCAGUACUGUAGGGAUCACUAUGCAGAUGGUCACUGCGAUCAGGGCUGUAAUAACGCUGAGUGUGAAUGGGACGGUCUGGACUGCGCCGAUGACGUUCCUCAGAAACUGGCCGUGGGGAGUCUGGUUCUAGUGGUCCACAUCCCACCAGACGAUCUUCACAACCGCUCCUCGUCUUUCCUCCGCGAGCUGAGUGGACUGCUGCAUACCAACGUGGUGUUCCGCCGCGACGCUAACGGAGAGCCGCUCAUUUUCCCGUACUACGGCAACGAGCACGAGCUGAGCAAGCACAAGCGCUCUGAUUGGACGGACCCGGCCCAGCUGCUGCACCGCGCCAGGAGGAGCCUGACGGCCUUCAUGAAGCCCCGCCUCCGACGAGAACUCGAUCAGAUGGAGAUCAAAGGGUCUAUCGUCUAUCUAGAGAUCGACAACCGUCAGUGUUACCAGCAGUCUGACGAGUGUUUCCAGAGCGCGACGGAUGUGGCGGCUUUCCUCGGAGCGCUGGCCUCUAGCGGGAAUCUCAAUGUUCCUUACAUCAUCGAGGCCGUCACAAGUGAGUGCCACAUUUAUGCCAAAAUCACUGUUAUUUUCCUUUCAAGUAACAAAAAUAUUAACGAUAAUACCCUUGGUUUGCAGGAGGAGACGCCACUUUUCCUGGCUGCUCGUGAGGGAAGUUACGAAACCGCUAAAGUCCUGCUUGAUCACCUGGCCAACCGUGAGAUCGCGGAUCACCUAGACCAGCUUCCACGCGACAUCGCGCAGGAGCGCAUGCACCACGACAUCGUCCGUCUGUUAGAGGAAUACAACCUGGUCCAGAAUCCCGCGCUGCCUCUAUCGCCCCCUCUCUGCUCGCCCAACACCUACCUGGGCAUCAAACCCAGCCCGGGCGGCGCCAACAACAACAACACGGCCAAGAAAGCGCGGAAACCGAGCAGUAAAGGCGUAGGAGGGAAGGACGGCGGAAAAGACAUGAGAAUGAAAAAGAAAAAGGCCGGAGAGGGCAAAAAUGGAGGCAUUAUGGAAGUGGGCGUCCUCUCGCCUGUCGAUUCGCUGGAAUCGCCCCACGGUUACCUGUCAGACGUCUCGUCCCCGCCUCUGAUGACAUCACCGUUUCAACAGUCCCCGCCCAUCACUUUGAAUCAGCUCCAAGGAUUGGCCGACACCCACAUGGGCGGAGCUCUUCAGAGCUUAGGGAAGCCAUUUGACUCCGCCCUUCCUCCUCGCUUAUCCCAUCUGCCAGUGGCUAACAAUGGAGGCGGAGCUCAAACGGCGGCGUGCGAUUGGCUGCAAAGGGUGCAGCAACAGCAGGCAGGCUUCACAACCCUGAUACCCACAAUGCUCUCUGCCACCAAUAUGCCACAGGUCAUGGGCUAUCCCACAAUGCAAAGCAGCCACCUCGGCAUGCCGUCGCACAUGAUUCCCAACCACGCCCAUCAGAAUAGGGUGCCUAUGCGGCACCAAAACAGCGCCGCCUCUGGCCACGCCCACGUCUCUCAUCACUUCCUAGGUGACUUAACUGGGCUGGAUCUUCAGUCCGGCUCAGGACACGCCCCCAUCCAGACCAUCCUACCGCAGGAGAGCCAGCGCAUGGCUCCGCCCAUUUCUAGCACACAGUUUCUGACUCCGCCUUCUCAGCAUAGCUAUUCCAACCCUAUGGACAACACUCCCAGUCACCAGCCACAGGUUCCCGACCACCCAUUCCUCACACCCUCCCCUGGAUCUCCCGACCAAUGGUCAAGCUCGUCUCCACAUUCCAACUUGUCUGAUUGGUCAGAGGGCAUCUCGAGCCCGCCCACCAGUAUGCAGAUGAACCAUAUCCCAGAAGCCUUCAAGUAGGCGGGGCUUUGGCAUCAAGAAGCUAAACUGAAUAAACAAUUUUAUAUUAAUGAUAAAAACUCUUUUUAUGAUUUUUGUAU
Sinocyclocheilus grahami is the source of this 6659-nucleotide messenger RNA. Its product is annotated as notch receptor 1. Bases 187 to 6579 code for a protein of 2130 amino acids. The transcript has 27 exons. Gene Ontology annotation, cellular component: plasma membrane; cell surface; signaling receptor complex. The record is from RefSeq and is a predicted model, not a curated record. NCBI's taxonomy places the organism in Eukaryota, Metazoa, Chordata, Actinopteri, Cypriniformes, Cyprinidae. Gene Ontology annotation, molecular function: calcium ion binding; signaling receptor activity; protein binding. Gene Ontology annotation, biological process: axon guidance; multicellular organism development; regulation of DNA-templated transcription.